CUUAUUCGUGCGCGCUUAACAUAAAAGGUGGGUGGGGCUAGCAGUUCGCAAACGGUCGAGAGGUCAAUAUACACACUGCUGAAUCAGCAGUGAUUCUGGGAGAGACGAGAAAUGAACGCGGUGGUAGCUCUGUGUCACUUCUGCGAGGCGCACGGCCCAGCAAUUCUGUUCUGCACUCAGUCGUUUCACAGUGCCCACGAUGCCCAGCUCAUGAUGGACGCCGUUCCGCCGGACAAGCGGAUCCCCCUCCCCGACCGCCCUGACAGUAGAGCCUCCGACGCCUCCUCCGUCUCCUCCGUCUCCUCCCUGAUCCAGGCCCCGCCGGCCAAGUCGGAGCAGUGCGAAGCUUGUCGUUCCAUCCCUGCGGACGAGGCGGGGUUCGUCUCCUACGAUACCAAGGCCAACAUCUGCUACAUAAGCCAGCAGCACCCCGAGCAGCCCCAGUUGUACAGUGUGGUGAGACAGGCCUGUGUGAGGAGCCUCAACUGCGAGGUCUGUCCGGGGAGAGAGGGGCCAAUUGCAUUUGGUGAAGACGGGAGUUCGCACGUUCUCUCCUACACCUUCAAGAUCAAGGAUUCUCAGGCUCGCGGCUUCAGCCGACUCUACAGUCUUGUGGUGGUGAUGAUGGACAGAGUGUUCCUCAUUAACUCGUGGCCAUUCCUCGUGAAACACUUCAGAGCACUCAUCGAUGACCUCCAGGGAAAGGCAGAGUGUGUAUACAGUCGUGAAACGGAAGAGUCAAAGCAGCACACAUCUCGCUCACUGAGGUCCUCAGUUUCCAGCACCCACGGCCUCGAUCAUUUACGUCGUAUCCGUGCCAACGAGACAGGGCGGUCCCUCGUGGAGCUGACUGGAGACGGCGGCAUCUUUCGCCACCUCCAUCGCUACUUUGUCUUCCUCCUGAAGGCUGGCGGUCUGAGGAUCACUGAGUGUGUUCUGGAGGGCCCACCGAGGGUAGUGGCAGAUCCAGAGUCAAGUGGAGAGCAGCCUGGCCCCGCCCCCUCGACUCCCGAGGCUCUCGAGAGACCACUUUCAGCUGCCGACUUCCGCGUCGUUGAAGAGGAGGGUGUGUGUGUGUUAGGAAGUCUACAACAAGUGUUCCACUUGAUGGACAAGGCCUCAUUCCAAUACCUCGCCACCCACAUCCUCAAGGGAAACCAAGUCAUCGUCAGGGGCAACAGUGUUUCCUUGGUUACAUCACUCAUAAACAUACUAAAGAAUAUCGUGCCAGAGAAAUGCUGUCAGAUAGUUCCAUUCAGCAAGUCGUACAAGGAGCCGUUUGUCUGCAAUUUUCUUGGACUCUCCUCCUCGGCCGAGGUCCCCAAACAUGUGACCUCGUCUGACCUCCACGUGGUCGUCGAGAUCUUCCACCUCGGUGCCGCAGGGAGGGUGGUGGGCGGAGUCUGGGCAGGGCUGAGACUCGGCGAAGGGGAGGGGAGAGGGAGGGAGGACGGGAACCCGUGCAGCGGGUACAGACUGGUGGUGGUUCAGAGCAACUCAAAGACCAGCGAGGCUAAAGGUUUGUGUGUCUUUUAGCAGUGACACUCUGCAUCAUUCAGUGGGAAAACAAGAGGAUUUCUAUUCACAGAUUCCGUGUAAGAAUAUACACUAUCCUCGCCCACAAACUUACACGGAAAAAGCUACAUGCUUUCAGUGCUUAAACUGCAAUAAAGAUUGAUCCACUGUAUACUGGGGAUGAUCUUUUAUUUCCUCCACCACACGCGCGUUUUCUUCAGCUUCAGUGUUCCUGACCCGGCUGGUGACGCUGCUCUCCAGCGAGGUGCUCUCUGAUGCCACCAUCUCCGGCGGUCUCUCUGCUCUCAAAGAGGAGUGGAUGAAGUGAGUCACUCUCUUCAACAACUGCUCUGUAUAGCUGUGACUAGCAGUGAAACCAAGGCUAGCAAGU
Molecule: messenger RNA, 1906 nt
Organism: Geodia barretti
Lineage: Eukaryota; Metazoa; Porifera; Demospongiae; Tetractinellida; Geodiidae
Source: the annotation of a GenBank genome assembly